This is a messenger RNA of Danio rerio (zebrafish), 2799 nucleotides long. NCBI's taxonomy places the organism in Eukaryota, Metazoa, Chordata, Actinopteri, Cypriniformes, Danionidae. The record is from RefSeq and is a predicted model, not a curated record.
AACCCUCAGGAGUCUUAUAUUAUAUAUUUCUGGCUGCAUUGUCACUGUUUUGAAAGCAUCUGGAAGGAUGGCAAAAACGUAUAACUUUUUAAAUUCUUAUUAAAUUCCUGAACGGCUUAGCUCACCAGUAUUUGAGUGAGCUCCUGGUAUAUUACAGCCCUCACGUCCACUACACUCAAUUCAAUUGAUUACUCCUAGAAUAUCAAGAAUCAACUGUAGGCGGUCGAUCCUUCUCAAAUCUGGCAGCUAAACUCUGGAACAGCCUUACUUGCACAGUUUUGGAGGCAAACACAUUCUGUCAGUUUGCACUAGCAAACAAAAAACACAAAGGCAUAAUGGUAAAAUCAGAGUCAUCUAAAGCAGGGGGUCAAAUUCUGCUCUGCACGGUUUAUUUCCAACACUGAUCUGACCUUGAGACCCUGUAACCCAUCUUACAACUGGUGGUCAUUUCAAGUGUGAUAAUGAAGUAAUCUCUCACAAGAAAUGUCUCACUUUGUCAUCCUUGAGUAAGUCUUCCAAUGUUAAAUAAAUAAACUUUGCAUUUCCAAUUAAAGCAGGACAUGCUUCUAAGAAAUGAGUCUUGCAGAGGCAGAAAUGCCUCAACAAAACGUACAAAUCAGUCCUCUCAAUUCUGAAGGACUCCAGUGCAUCUGAAGUUCUUGAGAAUCAAGGUUAUUUUAAGUCUUGAUGUUUGCCUGCUUCGCUCUCUCGCUCUCUCGUUCUCCCACCCAGCCAGUUUCUCCUCUCAGCAUGUGAAUAAUGCACCUCUCACUGUCGCUUAGAUCUGAUCAACGUCAUGCCUGCAAUGCAAGUGCGUUCAAACGCAUUUCCUCAGCGGACAGACAGGCGACCGUGACACCAGCAAAAUAUACCUCAGACUUCAUCCUCGAUCUGCAUCGGACAGAAUUUGUGUGUGUGAUUAUACGGUAUUGCCAUGGCAGCAUUGGUGAUCCCCGUCAGAUGUGAGUCACAGUAACCAAAGUAAAGAUGGAGGGUCCACAAAUGAUCAAUGUUGAUGGCAACUCACUGCUCAAAGCCGUUUACCUAAGCCGUCUCCGUCUCACAAGGCUUCUACUCGAAGGAGGCGCAUAUAUAAACGAGAGUAACGAGUGUGGUGAAACACCCCUGAUGGUUGCCUGCAGGAGCAGGCACACAGACCACCAAAGUGUCCCAAAGGUUAAGAUGGUGGGGUAUCUACUUGAAAGUGGCGCUGACCCAAAUAUCCAGGAUAAAAGUGGGAGGACCGCUCUAAUGCAUGCCUGUUUGGAGCAAGCCGGUCCUGAGGUAGUGGAGUUGCUCUUAAGUAACGGUGCAGAUCCUUGUCUUGAGGAUCAUACCGGUUCUUCUGCUCUAAUAUAUGCCAUCAAUGGCAGUGGCGAAGAAACUCUUAAAUUACUGAUCGAUGCCUGCAAAGCCAGAGGAAAAGAAGUUAUCAUCAUCACCCCAGACAAACUUGCAUGUGGAAAGCAAAUGGCAAAACAGUACCUCUCCAUUCCACCGCUCGCUAUGGUGGAACAAUGGGACAACCCGAGUUCCUCUGCAGUUCCAUGUGCAUCUCCAUCUGAUAUUCUCCUCAGUACUUCUCCACAAGGCACACUUUCUUCUAGUCCUGCUGAGCAUAUAUUUUACUUCCAGGACCCCCAGAGCAUGACAAAUUCCCAGCCAACCUCUCCAUCCCACCAGAGUCCCCUGGUGAACAGUCGAGUGAGCAAACUGCACAAUCUCCAGAGAUUACACUCAGAGCCAUGGCUGAAAAUCCCACAUGCCUUCCUUGCACAACAGCAUGCUAAAAGCAUCACGGCUACAGAGGAACUUCCGGACAUCACACCCGAAGAAGAAAUGAGCUUCAGAAUGAACCGGCUGACUUUCGGUAAUAUGCCGCUAUCUCGCCAUUGCAGUGUUGAAUUGAAAGAAGCUGGCUGUUUGAGUCAAAGACAAGGUAACAAUGGUGAACGUCUAAGACCUGAAGGUGCACUCUGUCGAAACAUGUCCUUUGACAGCUUGUCUUCAUUGCACUCUUUAUCUCAUCCAAAUCUUCACAGCAAAAGCAGCAUGGACGCAUUUCCGGCGGAGAAAGAUCCAGACAAAUCCCUGCCAAACUUGGCUGUGUCCAGUCUCCGUAACAUCAUUCAGAGGAGAAAACUAGGAAUGGACCACUACAGCUCCGAUUCCCAGCUAUCGGUGAGCCUUGCAAACUCUCCAGAAGACCGCAAAGGGCAGCAGGAGAGGAAGAGACAUGCCAACACACGUUCUCCUACCCUGGUGGGCUCCAGGGAGUCUCUCGAGAGUGCUUCAUUAACGCACUUACACAGAAGAAAUCCCAUUAGCUAUGAACGUCGGGGCUCUGGGGUGCUUUUGGAUCCCAUUUCCCAUCCUCGAGCGGGAUUCCUCCCCCCGUUGAACCAGCACGCACCAAUCCCAAACAUCACUCCGAGUGGCAAUCUAAGCGCCAACAACAAAUCAGUUUGUGGUGCAGCAGUGGGGACGAAACCCUGCAUUCCCUCAGCACCCACAGGUUUUCCAAAGGACCACAAGACCAGGAGGAUGCUGAUGAGAAGACACUCCAUGCAAACAGAGCAGAUCAAGCAGCUGGGGGACUUCACUGAAAUCUUUGGACAUUGAAUGUUUGCUGGUUAAAUCCAAUACAGCAGUUCUCAAUCCCGGCCCUCAUACCAAACUCUACAGCAGUGGUCACCAAACUUAUUCCUGGAGGGCCGGUGUCCUGCAGAUUUUAGCUCCAACCCUAAUCAAACACACCUGAACAAGCUAAUCAAGCUCUUACUUGGUAUACUUGAAACA